Siniperca chuatsi (mandarin fish) is the source of this 1531-nucleotide messenger RNA. RefSeq names its product growth arrest and DNA-damage-inducible, gamma interacting protein 1 (gene gadd45gip1). The record is from RefSeq and is a predicted model, not a curated record. Gene Ontology annotation, cellular component: nucleus. The coding region runs from base 36 to 716 and encodes 226 amino acids. NCBI's taxonomy places the organism in Eukaryota, Metazoa, Chordata, Actinopteri, Centrarchiformes, Sinipercidae. The transcript is spliced from 2 exons.
UCUUUACUCCGGGUCCUUCUUGUGGAUGAAGAAAGAUGGCGGCGUCCAUGCUGUGCAGGAGGACGGCAGUGUUUUGUAGGACUUUAAAGGGAAUUUCAUCUUCAAAAACUGUACUUUCUCCGAACUGUCUACUGCAGACAGCGUCCUAUAACCCUAAGCCUUUAAAGCUGAACCUCCGUGAGCCGUUUGUUCCAGACAAGGACAGUGAGAAGACGCCGGAGUGGCAGAAGACGGCCCGGUAUGACAGGAAGGUGUUCGGUCGCUACGGCUCUGCGUCGGGCAUCGACCCUGCCUCGCUGUGGCCCAGCCAUGAGCAGCUGGACAAGAUCAUCGCAGAGGAAAACGAGUGGCACCCUCCGCUAGAGGUCAUGCUGAGGAACAUCGAGGCCAAGGAGAAGCAGGAAACCGAAAAACGGUUGGCAAAAGAGAAACUCAUAGCAGCUAACAUGGCCAAAAUGCCCAAGAUGGUAGCGGAUUGGCGCAGAGAAAAGCGUGAAACCAAGCACAAGCUAAAGGAGGAGAAAGCUCGCCGUGCAAAGUUGCUGGCUGAGGCCAGAGAGCGUUUUGGCUAUGCAGUGGACCCCCGCAGCCCCAAGUUCUUGGAAAUGGUUGCUGAAAUAGAAAAGGAAGAGAAGAAGAAGAAGAAACUAAUGAAACGCAGACUGAAAGAUGAGCAGGCAGCAGGCCCUGUCACACCUCCUGCUGCCUCCUCUUAGUCUUGGACUGAGUCAUUUCGGACAUAAAUAACUGUAUUUAAUGAGAUGGAAGGUGUGCUGCAUAACAAUUCAGUGGGACAGUUGUUGAAGAGUAUAACAGUUUAGUCUGUUUUGUGUUGACGGCAUCUGUAAUGACCGGGAUUAAAGAGAACCCCAUCCAUGUUUUUCUGUGUAAAAACCCCCCAAAACAAAACAAAGUUUUGCCGUAUUUGUUCAGCAUUUGUACAUUUUUCAUUUCCUCUAUGUAUUUAGCUGUCACUGAAAUACAUUUAUGUGCAGACUUUUUGUCUGAAAUGUUUAAAUGUAGAAGUUAAAUAUUACAAGAUUUAAAACAAAACAGACAUUCAUAUGUAGAAUUUAUUCACGGAAAAAUAAUUAAUACAUUCAAAAGUUUUUGGACAGUGCACGCACUGAUCCAGAUCUACCUAAACACUGAGUCUGACUAAUUCACACACUAAGAACAGCAAUAAACUGUUGUUUCGCCUCAUUUGGCAAGCGUCAGCCGUGGCGUGCCGUGCUCUUAUACAUCUCCAUUGCAACCCUACAGAGUGGGACAAAUGUAGUGACCCCGCAAUGCAUGACUCCGGCUGCACAGAAUACUGGCUGCUGACUGUGGGUCAUACAUUCCUUCAGGCCAGUUAAUUAUUUUCUAAGUUAGGCUUUUAAAACUAUUUUCUAUCAAAUGUAUGUGAAAUACCAUGAACAUCUCAACACCUUAAAACGUUGUCAUUCCAAAACAGCACAGUAUGCUAAGUUACUUAAUUAUGUAAUAAUCAUGUAGAGUUCAUUCAAUAAAGUAAUUACUAUACAUUUCA